AAAAUUAAUUAUUAAUUAGUAAAAUAAAUAUACUAUAAAAGGAUAAAUAAAAUGGAGACAUAUUUAAGAGAUAGUGAGAAUAAAAGUAAACCUAAUCCUCUCUCAAGUAAUAAAUAUAAUAUGGAUUAUCUUUAUGCAGGUCCUACUGGAUUAAAGAGGGAUUAUGAAUCUUUGUAUAAAGCUUUAGAGUACUAAACAAUUUAAAAAUUAAGCAAUAUAGAGAAUAACAAUGAAAAUUUGAUCAGAGAGGCAAAUUUUUAUAGAGAUGAAAAUUUUAAAUAUCAAUAGCAAUUUGAUAAAGUGUUAAACGAUAACAAGGCUCUCUAUUUAAGAUGUAAAGAGUUGGAAUCAUAUUUGUUUUAAACAAAUCCUAACUUUUAGCACUAAUAUGGUUCAGUAAUUCGUGAAAACGAAGAUCUUAGAAGAUAAUUACAGUAAAAUGGAACUUAAUUUUCUGCUAAUUUGAAUGGAUAAAUAAAUUCUGAAGGUGUUGGUAUAUAGUCAUCAAAUAGAAUGCUUUAGCUUUAAAGAGAAAUUGAAGAUUUAAGAAGAGAAAAUUAUGAUUUGAAAGUUAGAUUGCAAGCUUAACUAUAAGAUAAAGGUGUACCAUAUUCAAGAUCCUAAAUUAACUCUCCAGCUAAAUUGAGUUAAUCUAUAUAUACAUCUCCUCCCAAACCAGUUAUUUCACAUUAAAAUUAUUGUGAUAAUGUUAUUUCAUCUAAUGAAUAGCACAAUCGUGCUGUACUAGAAAGAUGUAAAUCAAUAAUUGCUUCACAUAAUUAUUACUGA
Tetrahymena thermophila SB210 is the source of this 789-nucleotide messenger RNA. RefSeq lists its product as hypothetical. The transcript has a single exon. The record is from RefSeq and is a predicted model, not a curated record. NCBI's taxonomy places the organism in Eukaryota, Ciliophora, Oligohymenophorea, Hymenostomatida, Tetrahymenidae.